AGUUCUGAAGAACAUGCAACAGGAACAGAGUUCCCAAAAAACUGAUUUUGUGUCUCUCAAGUCGAUGGUCGACGAAUUGUAUUACGUUGAGCCUGAGGGUUACGAUGAAAGCCAGGGUGCAGACCCUGAGGUUUAUGAUGAAAAUAAUAAUGACAAUAAUGAUCAUGUUGGUGAUACUGAGGUUGCAGAACCUCCAGCUAAAAAACAAAAAACUGUUGACAAAGAGGGUGACAAUGUUUUUAAAGCUGCUGCUCAAGCUUAUAGGUCAAAAGAUAAUGUUGAUACAAGUGUAGAUGACACUUUAGCUGACACGGUUAAUGAAUUUUUCCGUGAGGGAAUAUCUGAUGAAAAAUACAAUGAACUGAUGAAAUCAGUAGCUAGACCAGAGAAUUGUGUUUCUCUUACAAGGACUAGAGUAAAUCAGCUCAUUUGGGAUUUACUCUCUCCUCAAACUAGAUCUUUUGAUUCGGUCAUACAACAACAUCAAGAGACUGUUGUUAAAGCAUCAUGUAACAUUACAAAAUUAUUAAAUAUGUUGUGCAAACUAAAAUCUGAAUUGGGUGACGACUGUCAACAAGAAAUGCAGUCUUGCAUAGAUUUGGGGAUUGAUUCCAUAGCUUUACUGUCACAAUAUAACAAGAUGACUAAUAUAAAAAGAAAGGAAUAUCAAAGAUUUGAUUUAAGUCCUGAAUAUCAUCAUUUAAGUUCACCCUCAAUUCCUUUCACUGACAUGCUUUAUGGUGACAAUGUCCAUCAAAAGUCGAAAGAAAUUCAAGACAUGAACAGACUUGGUCGAAAUUUAAAUAAUAAUAAUAAUGCAAGAGGUAGAGGAAAUGGUUUUUCUCGAGGAGGUAGUUUUGGUAGAGGACGAGGUUUUGGUAGAGGCCGUGCAGGGUCUCGUCGUGGUGGAUACAGAGGUGGUCGAGGCCGUGGUUACGGCGGUAGAGGCCAGUAUUCAAAUGAUCAAGGUGGUUCAAAAAACUUGAGAGGUGUUCCAAGUUUCCUGAGGAAGUAAAUUAUGCUAAACAGUAGAUGUCUACAGAAAGUUCAGAAAGACAGUGCAGAGGUUCUGAUGAUUGUACCAUUAUGGCCGACUCAGGCAUGGUAUCCAGUUUUACUAGAAAUGUUGAUAGACUUUCCAAAAAUGUUG
Mytilus trossulus (common blue mussel) is the source of this 1150-nucleotide messenger RNA. RefSeq lists its product as uncharacterized. The record is from RefSeq and is a predicted model, not a curated record. Lineage: Eukaryota; Metazoa; Mollusca; Bivalvia; Mytilida; Mytilidae. The transcript has 2 exons. The coding region runs from base 14 to 1015 and encodes 333 amino acids.